AUGCAACACAGGAGGAAGAUCUCUCAAACAAUAGUGAAUUUAGGUCCUGUCAUUUCUGAGGUUCACACUCGGAUACUUUCCGCAGAGUUCACAUCUCAGGAAGUUAAAGAGGUCGUCUUCUCCAUUUCAAGGAUGAAAGAUCCAAGACCGGAUGGAUUUAGUAGUUUCUUCUAUCAAGAUAACUGGAAUUUGGUUGGUUCAAAGGUUAGUGCUGCUGUCCUAUCUUUCUUAUCCACGGGUAAGAUUCUCAAAGAGAUUAAUGCCACAUCCAUUACUCUCAUUCAUAAGACAACUUGCCCAGAUAAUAAGCUUAUCAAUCUCAUUAUGAUUUGUGCUAGAACACCGAGGUUCUCAUUGAUGAUCAAUGGAUCAAUGCAUGGGUUCUUUGCAUCUAAACGAGGACUGCGUCAAGGGGAUCCAAUGUCUCCAUUUCUUUUUGUACUAGGGGUCUCAAACUGUUCUCUGGGACUUCUAUUCUUUUUCCAAAUGAGUCUUUAUUGUAAUGGUAUGGUUGAUUAUGAGGUUUUUCGGGUGCUGGAAGUCUCGAGAUUCACAAGAAGUAAUCUACCUUUCCAUUAUCUUGGUAUUCCAAUUUGUUCAAAAAAAAAUUCUUCUACUGAAUGUGGGAUUAUAUUAGAGAAAAUGGUGCACAAGAUUAAACAGUGGAGUUCACGGAAGUUAUUAUAUAUGGGAAGAGCUACAUUGAUUAACUUUGUACUCCUUUCCAUUCAUUCUUAUUGGGCUGAAAUAAUGACAUUACCAAAGAAGCUACUAAGAGAUAUUGAAGCCAUCUAUAGAGCGUUUCUUUGGAAAGGAAUGGCUGAGUACUUGGGGCCAAGUUUAGUUGCUUGGCAUAAUAUUUGUCUUCCCAAAGAAACUAGAGGAUUGGGCUUCAGGAACGUUCUUGACUGGAACAUUGCGGCCCUGGGGAAAUAUGUAUGGGCUAUUGUAGCAAAAAAGGAUAAGUUGUGGGUUAGAUGGAUUCAUAGUGUUUAUUUGACCAAAGUGGACUGGUGGGACUAUAAAACUCAAUCAGACUGCAGCUAG
Molecule: messenger RNA, 1047 nt
Organism: Humulus lupulus (European hop)
Lineage: Eukaryota; Viridiplantae; Streptophyta; Magnoliopsida; Rosales; Cannabaceae
Exons: 3
Coding region: 1-1047 (348 amino acids)
Source: RefSeq, a predicted model, not a curated record